CGCCCCUCCACGCUACUUCUUUCUGAUCUUAAGAUGAACGCGACAGCUACAAAGGAUAACGCCAACCCCACUGUCUACCGCCCUGCUGCCGCGGCGGCUGGUUCAGGUUCAACCUCGUCAUCUCAGGACUGGUGGCGAGACGACGCUGUGCAUGUGGCGGACAGCAAGGCGCCCUUCUACCGUAGUGGAGAUCCGGCAACCUCUGUGGCCAUCAAUGGCAUGGAGAUCGAUGGCCAAGACGCUGAGCUGCGAGAGGAGAUUGACGCGGACGAGGUCUUCGACCUCAUCCGAUCAGUCACCGAUCCGGAGCAUCCCUUGACUCUCGAAGAGCUCGCGGUAGUGAACGCAGCGCACAUCACCGUCACGAGGCCAGGGGACCACCCGGGGGCGCCCAAGUACCCUUGCGUACGACUCGAGUUCACGCCCACAAUCCCGCAUUGCAGUAUGGCUACAUUGAUCGGCCUCUCCCUUCGCGUCCGCCUCCUACACGCUCUCCCUCCUGCCUACAAAGUGGACAUUCUCAUCCGCCCCGGUACCCAUCAAUCAGAGAUGGCCAUCAACAAGCAACUGAAUGACAAGGAGCGUGUGGCUGCUGCACUGGAGAAUGAGCAUCUCUUCGGCGUAGUCAAGGGUUGCUUGGAGAGCGCGUCGAGGAGGGGCGCGACGGAGGACGAGUGGGCCAGGAAGGCGGAUGAGCUGGCCAAGGAGAUGGGCAUUGCUGUCUGAAUGUACCUGGUGAUGGGCUAGCUUUGUAUUUGUAUCACUGUCGUCUCACUAUAGAUCCUUCCAACGCUGUUACCAGCUUGGCAUCAGCGAGCAUCGCGACUGAGCUCGCCUGACUGACUCGCCGCUUUUUCGACGACGGACAGACGG
Jaminaea rosea is the source of this 873-nucleotide messenger RNA. RefSeq lists its product as hypothetical. Gene Ontology annotation, biological process: iron-sulfur cluster assembly. The coding region runs from base 34 to 726 and encodes 230 amino acids. The transcript is spliced from 3 exons. NCBI's taxonomy places the organism in Eukaryota, Fungi, Basidiomycota, Exobasidiomycetes, Microstromatales. The record is from RefSeq and is a predicted model, not a curated record.